Messenger RNA from Lindgomyces ingoldianus, 805 nucleotides. RefSeq lists its product as uncharacterized. The coding region runs from base 106 to 585 and encodes 159 amino acids. NCBI's taxonomy places the organism in Eukaryota, Fungi, Ascomycota, Dothideomycetes, Pleosporales, Lindgomycetaceae. The transcript is spliced from 3 exons. The record is from RefSeq and is a predicted model, not a curated record.
CUCGUAACCUCAAGCUCCGCUUUCAUCCAUCAUACAACUUGCCGCCUAACUGAUUAGACAGCACGCAUUGUUGUGCUUAUAAGUUGCCCUAACUUGCCCAUCAGAAUGUCAGAUGCCGACGGUGACUCCACGAUGCACUCGUCUCCUGAGCUAGAAAUAGCCGAUGACGAAAUGUUCCCUGACGAAGCCGCUGGCCCGAGCACACCGCGAAAUCCUCCCGCCUUCUCUCUCGACCCCCCCUCAGAGUUGUCCCCGCCAAACUCCCAAGGCCCUUCACAACUGGCUGGCCGAGAUGAGAGCUUCGUCGCUGCCCUCGCCCGAACCCCUUCGACAUCGUUGAAUGCAAACGGUAAGCGCGUACGCUCUGCAGUCAUGACCGCCGGUGUCGCAGAUAGUACACAGGUCGAUCCUGAAACUGGGUAUUGUUGGACGAAGCAGGAGGAGCAGCCGGGCUGGGAGUGGAAGAACACAAGGGCCCGGGAGGAUGAGAGUAGGGCGCUGGAGCAUAUUCAGGAUAAGGGGUCAAUGAUCAAGACCAAGUACGGUGAUCCACUCGAUGCGUCCGUCCCAGUGAAGCGGCGCUGAAAAAGGGGGUUUCAAGGACACCGCGACAGUGAAGUCAUCACGAGAAGACGCUUUGCGUUACCAACGAGGCGCUGCACCGUUAUGCUCGUUCCGCCCAAGGAGCUAACAAGCCACUCUCAUGGAGCACGCAAGACGCACCCUGGGUAUGGCCAGGGUAAUUUCGGCAGGAUGAUGGGCUAAUUCUACCUCAGCAUAUACUGCAGACAUAUAGGCAUGGAGG